Molecule: messenger RNA, 970 nt
Organism: Paramacrobiotus metropolitanus
Lineage: Eukaryota; Metazoa; Tardigrada; Eutardigrada; Parachela; Macrobiotidae
Exons: 2
Coding region: 17-679 (220 amino acids)
Source: RefSeq, a predicted model, not a curated record
GCCAGUCGCGGCUACAAUGAAUUUUCUGUACUGGUUGUGUUUCGGGUUGUAUGUGUCGGUAUUGUUGCCGGUGAUUCUCGGCCGCACCAUGCCGGCGGCCGAGGACGCCGACGACUGGGAGACCGGAAGCCCGGACGUCUCAUCCGGCAGAAGAAGUCAACAAAAGCCUAGCGCUAGGAAAGCGCGACCGACGUUUGAUGACGAGGAGCGAAAUGUGAUGCAGUCCAAUGACGAAGACGACGAGUCAGCUGGUUAUGACGAUGCUUAUCAAAGACCGGCGAAAAAGCCCGCGAAAAAGCCAUACAAACCGGCACCUCAAAAAUACGAAGACGAUGAAUACGAAGAACCAAAGCCGAAAUACAAGCAACCUGCAGCUCCGCAAUAUGCCAAAAAGAAAACCCCGGCGCCGUACCAAGAAGAUAACUACGACGAUGAUGAAGCAGAUGCUUACAAGCCCCCGGCGAAGAAACCAGCGUAUAAGCAGCCCGAAGAGGAUACGUAUCAGCCCAAGAAAUCCUACCCGAAAUCCGCUGCAUACGGGCGGAAUGCUGCUGCACAGCCAAAGAACACUGGGUACAAGAAACCAACGGUAGCCGCUUACAAGAAAGCGGGAUCGGAAAAACCUCCUUCGCUGAUUAUCGAAGUCAUCGCCUAUGAUCCUAACCGAAAAACGUAUUGAUUUUUCGAACACAUUAGUAACGAAUACUCGCGCCGUUGUGUACUAAAUGUUUGUAUCACAUGUAUACAAAUCGUGCCGAAAAUUUUUUAUUGUAGUGCUUGUUAUUAUGAAUCACAACGAAUUGUCAAUUUAAUGAACGGCUUGUAUAGUAAAAUUACCGUUUUGGUGAAUUUACCAAUAUGAAUACAUGUCGUGUACGCAUCGUUUAGAACCGUAAUCACAUUAAAGAUCUUAUUAGCACAACUGUAGUGUAUAAUGAUGGCAUUGCAGAUUCUCAGUCGGCUUCAAUAA